Salvelinus sp. IW2-2015 is the source of this 2810-nucleotide messenger RNA. It is a transcript of the gene sh2d5, whose product is annotated as SH2 domain containing 5. Gene Ontology annotation, cellular component: postsynaptic density. NCBI's taxonomy places the organism in Eukaryota, Metazoa, Chordata, Actinopteri, Salmoniformes, Salmonidae. The record is from RefSeq and is a predicted model, not a curated record.
GGGAAGACCAGGGAUAUUCUCUUGAUAAGUGCAUGAAUUGGACAAUUUUCCAAUAGGAUCCAGCUGCGACAUCAUCUCUUAGUGCAGUCAUCCCUCAGGGUCUCUAUGCUGCCACCUACUGAUAUGUCAUCUCUCAGUGCAGUGAAUCUCUCAGGAAAAGUGGAGGUGUCGAAAGGAACCAUAUAAGGAGAAGUGGAGAUUUUGAAAGGAACCAUAUAAGGAGAAGUGCGGAUUUUGAAAGGAACCAUAUAAGGAGAAGUGGGGAUUUUGAAAGGAACCAUAUAAGGAGAAGUGGCGAUUUUGAAAGGAACCAUAUAAGGAGAAGUGGGGAUUUUGAAAGGAACCAUAUAAGGAGAAGUGCCGAUUCAAAGGAGUCUUUUAACACUAGAAGUGCUGGAAUUCCAUAACUGCUAGAACCGCAAUGACUUGAUAUUUCAAUUAUUAUUAUUAUUAUUUAAAAUAUUCAAUAAUAAAUAAUGCAUUGUUCAAGUUCAGGUAUCUAACAUUAGCUAGUAUUUACAUUUACGAAAAACGUAACGUUACAUACAUGGUCACCAGUAGGUAACGUUCAAAGACACAGCUCACAAUGAGUGAAUAGACAUUUUUGGGGGGAUAACUAAAAUUCCUUACUGUCAUCUCUGCAGACCAUGACUGACAUCUUGAGUGGCACCUUUCGAAACCCACACCUCUCCUUAUAUGGUUCCUUUCAAAACGUCCACUCCUUUCGAAACCCCCACUUUUCCUGAGAGAUGACAUUGUAGACCCUGAGGGAUGACUGCUCUGAGAGAUGACAUUGUAGACCCUGAGGGAUGACUGCUCUGAGAGAUGACAUUGUAGACCCUGAGGGAUGACUGCUCUGAGAGAUGACAUUGUAGACCCUGAGGGAUGACUGCUCUGAUAGAUGAUGUUGCAGCAGGACUCCUCCAAUCUUCCAGUCCUGCUAAGCAUUCAAAAUAACUCAGGGGAACUCCUCCAGAAACAGCAGCAUAAAGAAGUAGGCUAACUCAGGAGUGAGAAUGAUGGGUGAGACACCAGUCAGGGAGGAUGGCACAGUUACAAGGUCAGCUGAGUAUGUUGGCUCUUUUCACGUGGACGACUGCUGUUUGGACGAUCAGAUGCAGCAGUUGCACACACAGCUAAAGUCUCUCAAAACAUGCAAGAAAAGGAGGUCUGUGUCCCUUAAAUUUUCCAUCAAAGGGGUGAAGAUGUAUGAUGAAGAUGAGACGACCCUCCUCAUGGCCCAUGCUCUACGAAGGGUCUCCCUUUCCACUGCCCACCCCUUGGAAGCCCAGUUCGCCUUUGUUUCCCACAACCCCGGCAGCGCUGAUGCCCAGCUAUACUGCCACCUUUUCAAGGCUAGGCAUGCCAGAGCAGCCCAGUUCCUGAACCUGUUGCUGUGCCGCUGUUUCCAGCUGUCCUACCUGGCAAAGCACCCAGAGGAGGCGCAGGAUGAGUCUGUCGGCCCACUGCCCAGCCGUGCCCCCUCCCUCCUCAACCAGGGCUUCCCUCUCAGUGUCAGUGCCCUUGUGUCAUUCCGAAGGGCCCCCACUCAGGGCUUACUCCCAGGGGAAAAGGUCUUCCCAUUGAAGAACAACGGAACAACAACUGAGGAACAACCAAGCAGCCAAGAGGAGGUCUUCACUUCCUCUCCUUCCCUGGUGCGCAAGAGAGCCAUCCGCAACAAAGUACUGCGCUCAGGGGCCUAUCGCUCCUUCACUUACAGCCCUCACAAACAACGUCACCUCCAGGAUCAGCUAAACUCUCCAGAAGGAAAGGGGCAGGACAAAAUGCCAGUGAGGAGAGCCCGGGCCCCGAGCCUUGCUGAAACAGAAGAAGCUCUGGCUCAAGCAGUGUGGUGUUGGGCUGGCAUUGCCACUGACAGCAGCUCCUCCCUGCUUGCAGAGGAUGUCCUGGGGUCGUACCUGCUGUGCCCCCAUCCUAAGAGACCUGGCUGUGGCUCUCUCAUAAUUCGUUUCUCUUCUGGACUGGUCACCCACCUAAUAGACAACACCUCCAACGGCAAAUACCUGCUCGAGAACUGCCACAUAGAAUUUAGCACCAUUGCUGCCUUGAUAGAGCACUGCACCGAUAUCAAGGGGGAGCUGGACUGUCUGCUGAGUUGUGCUCGUGUGAACCACUGCUAUGAGUGGGAGGAGAACGUUGCUAAGGCACUGCCUUUAGCCUUACACCAAGGCCUCAAAAGAAAGAAUGCAAAAUAUACCCAGAGGAAACAAUGGGUUUAAAAGUAAUUUCUGAUCAUUGGAUUGAUCGAUGUAUCUCAUUCUCUAAAAGACACUGACCAUAUGUUACACUGACACCUUAAAUAUAAUAUAAUUAAUUAACUUGCAUGCUUCACUUUUGUUAUUGUUUUCAGAUUUCUGAUAGAAACACAACUCUAACUAUCAAAUUUACUUCCAGCAGGUGAAUUGUGAUAAGUAGAGUAGCAUUUUGAUACUUAGGCUCUGGGAUGUAGGGAUGUUUUAAUGUCAAAAAGCUAUGUGUGUUUGAGUAUAUUCUUCUGUUUUUUAGCUGCACCUACUUUACUUCACCUACGUUUGAAUUAUAUUAUUUUAAUACAUUUUAAUUACAAUAUUUUAAAACGUAGGAAUAUUAUGUGUGUGUUUGUAUAGACUAUAUAGGGACAUUUUUUAUAGAUUUUGCAGACMAAGGUUUUUUUGUACAUUAACUCUGACUCAUGUUCAGCUGUCUUUUUGAAUUUGUGUUUUUCACUGCCGUCUUUUAAAGUGUUCUGUGAGAACUAGCAGCAUUUCUUCAUUUUGAUUACAGAUAAAUGUACUUGCUGAACGAAA